This is a messenger RNA of Penicillium cataractarum, 987 nucleotides long. RefSeq names its product putative mRNA decapping hydrolase. Gene Ontology annotation, cellular component: nucleus; P-body. The transcript is spliced from 3 exons. Gene Ontology annotation, molecular function: hydrolase activity; RNA 7-methylguanosine cap binding. Gene Ontology annotation, biological process: deadenylation-dependent decapping of nuclear-transcribed mRNA. Bases 1 to 987 code for a protein of 328 amino acids. NCBI's taxonomy places the organism in Eukaryota, Fungi, Ascomycota, Eurotiomycetes, Eurotiales, Aspergillaceae. The record is from RefSeq and is a predicted model, not a curated record.
AUGACUAGCGAAACAAGCAAUGUCAAGGCCGCCCCAGAGGCAUUGAUUGCCAAGUUCCAAAUUAGCAAGCUGCUCAAGCAAGAUCAAAAUGGCCGUCGCAUUGCUCUGCUAGGAACAAUCGACGACCAACAAGGCAUUUUGACUGCCGAGCGUGCUGCCUUCGCCACUGAGUCUUUGGAUGUCAUUCAAGCAUUCCACGCAGCCAUCACCCGCGUCAAGAACCUCGGUGACAACGAUAUCUACCGCUGGUACCUCGCGUCAUCAAAUGGCAGCACCCAAUCAACCGACAGCCAGCAAGACCUCAAGUUGAAUCUGAUCUGGCCCUGCACCGCAAAGCAUAUCAAGAAAUACUCAGACCAACAGCUCCGCAUGGUCACCGAGACGCCCGAUAUCUACAAGCAGCACGUGCGUCCAUUCAUGCAAGCCAAGCGUGAGGAGGGCCAUUUGAACUGGGUGUUUAACAUCCUCGAGGGUCGCACUGAGCAAGAAGAUGUGAUUAUGCGAGAUGCAGGCCACGGCCCCGAAGAUGCGUUCUUGAUGCUGCCGGAUCUUAACUGGGACCGGAAGACUCUGAACUCGCUGCAUUUGCUGGCGCUGGUGCAUAGACGGGAUAUCUGGAGUCUGAGAGAUCUGCAGAAGAAGCAUAUUCCGUGGUUGAAAUAUCUGCGGCAGCGUGUGUUGGAGGCUACGGUCAAGAUGUACCCGGAAUUGGAGGAGGAUCAACUGAAGCUUUACGUUCACUACCAACCGACAUACUACCAUUUCCACAUCCACGUCGUCAAUGUCAUGUUGGAGGCUGGUGCUACCCAGGCCACCGGCAAGGCCUUUGGAUUGGAGAAUAUCAUCUCACAAUUGGAGACCAUGUCUGGUGGAGACGAAGUGAGCAUGGCAGAUGUUAGCUUGACGUAUUAUCUCGGCGAGGCAAGCGAGUUGUGGACUGAUAUUUACGAGCCACUGAAGAAGGGGCUUCAGCCGGUAGCGCACUGA